This is a messenger RNA of Gryllus bimaculatus (two-spotted cricket), 525 nucleotides long. NCBI's taxonomy places the organism in Eukaryota, Metazoa, Arthropoda, Insecta, Orthoptera, Gryllidae. The record is from the annotation of a GenBank genome assembly.
AUGCGUCUCUGCGGAAAGGUCAAUGAGCUCGCGCUGCAGCCUCCAGCUUUCCGAACCUUCUGCUCGCCUGUGCAGCUGUUGCGAUCGCGUUUCCGCGCAAAAAAACUUCCAAUGUCAAGGAAAGAAGAAGAAUUGAAUUACCAACCAUUCGUGUCGGCCGGCCAGCACCUGCAGAUGAGUGGCGAGCUGAAGCCCGGCGUGUCGGUGGCGGCGCAGCAGGGCAUGUACUUCAGCCAGCAGACGGCGCCUCCGUCGAGCGAGAGCUACAGCGUGUCGCAGUCGCAGACCAUCAACUUCACGCAGCUGAACCUGCGGCAGCGCGCGCCGGGCGGCGGGCGCGGCGGCGGGGGCGGCGGCGGCGACCCGCCCACGUCCCGCCAGCAGCAGCAGCAGCAAGCGCAGCAGCAGCAGCAGCAACAGCAGCAGCAAGCGCAGCAGCAGCAACAGCAGCUGCUGCAACAGCUCAGGGUGCAGCAGCUGCAGCAGCAGCAGCAGCAGGCGGCCCAGCAGCAACAGCAGCAGGCG